This is a messenger RNA of Linum trigynum, 3398 nucleotides long. The record is from the annotation of a GenBank genome assembly. Lineage: Eukaryota; Viridiplantae; Streptophyta; Magnoliopsida; Malpighiales; Linaceae.
ACCCACAAAUAGAAAAGAAAAAAAGAAAAAAAAAGCCUAAAAUUUCCCCGCUCCACGGAAACACUCCGUCCCGUCCACAAAUGGAUCAACGGCGCAAUUUCUCGUUCUCCUCUCUCCUUCUACUUCUUCUUCUUCUACUCCUAUCGUCGGCAGUAGUCUUGGGAGAGUGCGAGGCUGACGAUAAUUCCGACCGCGACCGUGCGACGGCGCUGAAGUACAAGCUGGUAGCACUCGCGUCGAUUCUGCUGGCCGGAACGAUCGGAGUGUGCCUCCCGGUGGUCGCCCAGAAAAAGAUUCCGGCCUUGCACCCGGACAAGAACGUGUUCUUCCUCGUGAAGGCCUUCGCCGCCGGGGUCAUCCUUUCCACGGGAUUCAUCCACGUGUUCCCCGACGCGUUCGAGAGUUUGACCUCGCCCUGUCUCCCCGAGAAACCCUGGGGCGAUUUCCCGUUCGCCGGAUUUAUCGCCAUGGUGGCCGCGAUGGGGACUCUGGCGAUCGAUUCCUUUGCGACUUCGUAUUACACGCGGGCACACGGUAAAAAUUGUAUGGAUGGGAAGGACGGCGGCGGCGGCGGCGAUCUUGAGGCGACGGAUGGUGGCGGCGGCGGCGGUGGUCACGUGCACGUGCAUACGCAUGCGACUCACGGCCAUUCUCACGGCGCUAUUUCGGCGGGGUCGAGUUCUGAUGAGGCCCAACUCACUCGCCACCGCGUCAUCUCGCAGGUUUUGGAGGUUGGCAUCGUCGUGCACUCAGUGAUAAUCGGCAUUUCGUUGGGCGCAUCGGAGAGUCCCAAGACAAUAAGACCUUUGAUUGCCGCCCUGACGUUCCAUCAAUUCUUUGAAGGAAUGGGGCUUGGAGGCUGCAUUGCUCAGGCGAAAUUCAAGGCCAGAGUUGUGGCAUGGAUGUCUGUCUUCUUUUCACUCACAACUCCACUGGGAAUCGCAAUUGGAUUCGGCAUAUCCAACGUGUACAAGGAGAAUAGUCCAACUGCUUUGAUAAUGGAAGGAGUGUUCAAUGCAGCAUCAUCUGGAAUCUUGAUAUACAUGGCACUUGUGGAUAUGCUCGCAGCUGACUUCAUGAACCCAAAAGUGCAAGCCAGUGGACGACUUCAAAUCGGAGUGCAAAUUUCCCUUCUUUUAGGUUCUGGCUUUAUGUCCCUACUUGCAAAAUGGGCUUAAAUUUCCAUUAAACUUCUGUAGGUUUUUUUGUUUUGUUUUGGGGUAUUAUAUCCUUUCUCUUCUACUUCAUUGCAAUAUAAUUUGAAAUGAAAACUUCAUAGAAUUGUUCCGUUUCACGAUAGCACAUUGUAAAUAAACAAAAAAAGAAUCGAUUUUUAUCUCGCUCUCUGCCAUUUAGAUUAUAGAAAUGGAUUAGAUCCUGCCAUGUUAUUUGAGUUUUUAAUCAAUGAUCACAAGUUUGUGUCUUCUAAAUGUUCUAGUUUGUUUACCUAGCUAGCAGAGGAAACUAAUAAUUAGUUGAGUGUUUCCAAGAUGGAUGCCUUUCAGAAUGGGUGGGGAUUUUGAGUGUUUCCAAGAGGCUUGGUGGAAGCCGACGAGAUGGGCAAAGUACCAACGACUUGGAUGGUCGGUUACUUGGGCAUUAGGUUUUCGUUAUAUCAAGGUGGGUAGCAACGAAUCUCUAAGUAUGUGUCACUGGGGCUGUUAAUGGUGUGAUCGAGAGACUUCAUCUUUGAGGCAAGGCUGCUAGAUUUGAGUGAAGUUCAACUCAACAUUAAACCGGACCAAUAAUGAGGAUAACAAGUCAAAACUAACUAGUCACCAAGGUGAUAAGGAACCCCCGAGGUCGUUAAAGCAGUCAUUGAUAAAGUAGUUCCCUAAGGGUUACAUCUGAUUGCUAUAAAUAGGAAAAAUAAAAACGUAAUAAAAGUUCCCAAAAUCAACAUUUUACACCACAUGUCAAAAUUGUACCUUUUCUAUGCAAAUUAAAGUAACAUAAAGAGUUCUAGUUUAUGGAACUCUUUCUAAGAACAUCUCCAACAAUGAAAUUCAUUUGCAAUUUCAUAGGUGGUCCCAACUUUCAUUUAUGCAACUUUUAGAAAAUAAAAUUUCUAAAUUUCACCCUCCCUACAUCAAUGCAAUCCAAUUGCAAUUUCAGUGGGUGGGAUCAACACAUUAACUUAACGGGACGUUUGGAUGCAGUAUUUUGAUGAGAUAAUUUGGUCGAAAUAACUCAGAAUGAGGUAUGUCAAUCAAAAUAACUCUUAUGGCAAAAAUAAAGUAGAAUGUGAUAUUUUGUCCAUGAGUCAAUUGAAAUAAUUCAUUGUGAGUUAUUUGAAAUACCUACCCAGCCCCUAGUUAUUUCAAAUACCUCAUCUCCCAACUUCUUUUUCACUACAAAAAAAAAAGUGGUUCCAACGAGAGGAAAAAACGGUCGUUAAAAGACCAAAAACCCUCGUUAUAAGUCAAUAACGAUGGUAAACCUCCUGUCAUAGUAGGCUUCGCCGUUAAAAGCCAUUAAUGAGGGGACUUUUAAAACCCCAUCGUUAAAACUUUCUACGAGGGAUAACUUUUACUCUCGUUGAUGUUGACAAUUGAUAUAAAAAUUAUAAACAAAAAACUGUGGGACCUCCAUCGUUAGUUUGCAAUUAACCAUCCCAAAUUGGAUUAAUUAUUAAUUGAUAAAUCUCAAAUUUUAUCAUCACCAAUUCACCAUGAUUCACCUGGAUUACGCAACCUCUAAGAAAAUAACCAAAUCUUCCAAAACUGAUUUCAUAAGGGCUAAACACGAUUACAAUUGCAAAUAUUCAGUCAUUCAAAUACAAUCAUAAUCAUUCAUCGUUCAAGCAAAGAACAAGGAAAAAGUAGAACCAAAACAUAGUAUUCCGUUUAAGCUAUUAUACAUGAUUAUAGCUUCAAAAAGCCUUUUCCUCUGAAGCUCGCAUUUAUCAACCAAUCUACUCCUUUCGCAGUGACCUCGUGGCCUUGCUCUUUGUUAUUUCCAUUGGGAGCGUUGUUGUCAAUUCAUUGAAUGGAGGGCGGCAGAGGAAGACCUCGCGAUAAAGAGGAUCGAGAACGGAGGAGCGGCAACGAUCUUGGAGAAGGAGGGACACCAGGGGGUCAGAUUAGGGCCUGGCAAUAUAGAUCUGGCGGAGCUAGGGACUGAAAUAGAGAGUUCAAUACUCUGGUUUUCAAAUAUGGAGAUUUAGAUAGAUCUAGAAUCAAGGAGGAGUUUUCAGUAGAUGUGUGUUGGAAAGAUCUAGAGAUAAGUAGAUAUGAAGAGGCCUGAAGCAUGGUUUGGCCAUUGAAGGAUGUGGGCAGAUCUGAAAAGACAAGAGCUUCGCCAGGGGAAGAGGCAGAGAGAGGUGAGGGCCUGGAUAAGGAGAAGAGAAUAUAUUUUUUAUAUGAUUUUGUGGCUGAGAAUGAAGGUAAAGGGUGUAA